CCGCGAUGAUCCCCCCCGAGCCGCCGCAGCAGCAGCUGCAGCCGCCGCCGCCAGCCCCGCCGAACCAUGUGGUGACCACCAUCGAGAACCUGCCGGCCGAGGGCAGCGGCGGCGGCGGCAGCCUGUCCGCCUCCUCCCGGGCUGGCGUGCGCCAGAGGAUCCGCAAAGUGCUGAACAGGGAGAUGUUAAUCUCUGUGGCUCUGGGCCAGGUGUUAUCCCUCCUUAUUUGUGGAAUUGGCUUGACCAGCAAGUACCUGUCAGAAGAUUUCCAUGCCAAUACACCAGUCUUCCAGAGUUUCCUCAAUUACAUCCUUCUCUUCUUGGUUUAUACCACCACCCUAGCGGUCAGACAAGGAGAAGAAAACCUCCUGGCAAUUUUACGACGAAGAUGGUGGAAGUAUAUGAUCCUGGGACUCAUAGACCUGGAAGCAAAUUACCUGGUGGUCAAGGCCUACCAGUACACGACUCUGACCAGUAUCCAGCUCCUGGACUGUUUUGUGAUCCCAGUGGUCAUUUUGCUCUCCUGGUUCUUCCUGCUGAUCCGGUACAAGGCUGUGCAUUUCAUCGGCAUCGUUGUCUGCAUCCUGGGAAUGGGCUGCAUGGCGGGAGCAGAUGUGCUCGUGGGAAGGCAUCAGGGAGCAGGAGAAAAUAAGCUGGUAGGGGACCUUCUGGUCUUAGGAGGAGCCACACUCUACGGGAUCUCUAACGUCUGGGAAGAAUACAUCAUCCGAACCCUGAGCCGAGUGGAAUUCCUGGGAAUGAUUGGACUCUUUGGCGCAUUUUUCAGUGGAAUUCAAUUAGCCAUAAUGGAGCACAAGGAGCUGUUAAAGGUGCCCUGGGAUUGGCAAAUAGGACUGCUCUACGUUGGCUUUAGCGCCUGCAUGUUUGGUCUCUACAGCUUCAUGCCCGUCGUCAUCAAGAAAACCAGUGCCACUUCAGUCAACCUCUCCCUGCUCACAGCAGAUUUGUACAGCCUGUUCUGUGGAUUGUUUCUCUUCCACUACAAGUUUUCAGGACUUUAUCUCCUGUCUUUCUUCACCAUCCUCAUCGGGCUGGUGCUCUACUCCUCCACCUCCACAUACAUAGCCCAGGACCCCCGAGUAUACAAGCAGUUCCGCAAUCCUUCGGGACCUGUUGUGGACUUACCAACCACAGCUCAGGUGGAGCCUUCGGUCACCUACACCAGCCUGGGCCAAGAGACUGAAGAGGAGCCCCAUGUUCGUGUGGCCUAGGAUGAGGCCCUCCCUGCCCGAGGACCACCCGGUGGCCAAGUGUUCACCCAUCAUCUCUGUAUUGUACAUAGAGAAAGGUAUUUAUUAGGUGCGGUUUACACAGGUGGACUGCAAGGUAGCAAAUCUGAAAGCCUGUAAAAGACACGAGGUAAACAUCACCCGAGACGCAGGCUCUGAUCCAUCUGGCUUUGGAGCGAUGCCUGGCUAGUGUAUAUUCUGAUCACAAUCCCCCUGCAUUAAUUACUGUGAACAUUUUUGAAUCAAAAGCAAGUAUGAUUAUUAUUAUUUGUAUUAUUCUUGUUACUGUUAUUACACUGACUUUCAGGAGGAUGUUUUAUACUCCUGAUGGGAACUAUUGCCAGACCCACAUGUAGUUAACAUAGAUCCCACUUUUCUAUGGCAAGUCACUUUUUAAGAAUCAUACUUUAUUUUUUUGCACAGUCUGUGUGAGUGUUGCACGCCACAGGAGCUCCACCCCUGAGAAGUUUCCUUAUCCUAUGGACCUGGUGGCUAAUGGUUUCCUCUGUUACCUGUUGGAUUGCCUGCUCAAUAAGUAUUUUGUGCUGUGACCCUUGUGGGGAGGGGCAACUGACCAGAUAAUUCUCUAUUCUAGGAAUAGAUAUAAAACAAACAUUGUAACCUUUUUAUAUUCCAAUCUCUGAUUACUCUAGGCCAUUGCCUUUCUGUUUUGCCAUGUGAUUCUGCUAAUCAAGUCCCUGUAAUAACAGGAUAAGGAAUGUUCCAUUUCUGUGGCUUACGAAAAACCCCAGAAAUAAUAACAUUUGUGUUUAGGGUAAUAUGUAUUUUUUUAAAUCUUUCUGCCCCUCCCUAUAUCCUCUCUUCAAAAAGUAUAUUUGAUUUUCCUUUUUUCCUUAUAUUUCUUAGUGAUAAUGUGGAAAUUAAUCAAGGCAUUGGAAAAAGCCAUGGUCCUCUAUCCUCUUAAUUGUGUGACACCUUUUUUGAAAUACACCAGCAUGGAAAUUACCUUUAUUAUAGAGUAUCAUUGGUUGUGUGGCCUCCCAACAAAGUCAAAGUGCUGAUGUGGAGCAGUCUCUGACAGUAGCUUGAUUGAUCUCGCCACUUUGUAGUGGUAAAGACGUUAGCAAUAAAAAAAGUCUGGCAUUUUGGUCAUAUUUGGCAUCCAUUUAAGAGCAGAAUAUAUCAACACAAUGUUCUUAUGGAUACACAGAAUAUUACUGGGUCCUGAUAAGGCUUUGAGGGAUAUGUCACUAGUCCAAUUUUAUUGCCCUUCAAAUAGCCCUUUUUUCAAACACAGAAAAUCAAGAAACACCACAGACCACUAUGAUUUAGAACAGAUUCUGUGUGUCAGUACGUGAAAUAGUCUUUAAGGUUGACUGGUUCCAAUACCAUUCAAAAAGAUCCUCAAUGGAGUUAUAGAGUUUGUGAAGGAAAAAUAAAUGCUUAUGAAACUUUGGGCAAUUCAAAUCAAUACAUCUUAAGCCAGCAAAGCAAAAUACCAGUGGGGUCUCUGUAAAGUUGAACGAUAGAUUGCAGCUUAGUCAGCAUUUAUUUUGGGGUGUUUUUUUUGGUAAUCAAGACUGGCCCUGAGCUAACAUCUGUUG
This is a messenger RNA of Equus quagga, 2815 nucleotides long. It is a transcript of the gene SLC35F1, whose product is annotated as solute carrier family 35 member F1. The coding region runs from base 6 to 1232 and encodes 408 amino acids. The record is from RefSeq and is a predicted model, not a curated record. Gene Ontology annotation, molecular function: transmembrane transporter activity. NCBI's taxonomy places the organism in Eukaryota, Metazoa, Chordata, Mammalia, Perissodactyla, Equidae. The transcript is spliced from 8 exons. Gene Ontology annotation, biological process: transmembrane transport. Gene Ontology annotation, cellular component: membrane.